AUGUUUGAACGUUUCGUAUACUGCUUGCAACACGAUGAUAUGCGAACAACACAAUCGGAGUUCAACCGCCAUUUCCGGAUAGACGAAACUUCCGGGAAGCUGAGUGUUUUUCCCGUGGAUGCCACACAUGGCUCCGCCUCUGCGGCGAUAGGCGAUUCCGUCCUUGCAAGUCAGCCGCGUGCUAUCUGCAAAGUUUCAGGCAAGGCCUCAGAAGAUUCCGGCAUGGACACCAAGUCGGUGGCAUUCGCGCUGCUGUGCACACUGCUCGCAGCCUGCGCCCAGCCGUACGAUGGUGGCGUCCUCCGCGCACCUCGAGACUUCUAUGAGGAGCGGCCACGUGGAUUGGAUCGUGGAGGUGGUCUAGAAAGAGAGUUUGGCAGUGGCCUCGAAAGAGAGUCAGUCGGUGGCUAUCCAGGUGGAUAUCGAGACCGAGGCCCUGAAAGGUUUCCACAAUCCGCAUCGGGAAGCUAUCCCGGUAGAAGGCCGGCAGGACUGCCAAGUCGGGACGUCUACCCGGGAGGCUUGCCGGGAGGAACCAGCCCGACACUUUGCGGAGGGAGCGUAUGUCCCAUCGGAAGCCGUUGUGUGUCGCAACGGAACAGUUGUGUGCGGAAACCAUGCUACCCCACCAAAAUAUGUGUUUCCUAGGACAUAUACGACUGAGCGGGCCUAACGAAUAAGAGCCACACCUCCUCAGCGAAUACAGGGAAAUUCAUCGUCCCGCCUUUGUUGAACGGAAAUAAACAAAUAUACUAGAA
This is a messenger RNA of Rhipicephalus sanguineus (brown dog tick), 758 nucleotides long. RefSeq names its product heat shock 70 kDa protein. Lineage: Eukaryota; Metazoa; Arthropoda; Arachnida; Ixodida; Ixodidae. Bases 1 to 648 code for a protein of 215 amino acids. The record is from RefSeq and is a predicted model, not a curated record. The transcript is spliced from 4 exons.